Hyaloscypha bicolor E is the source of this 328-nucleotide messenger RNA. RefSeq lists its product as uncharacterized. Bases 1 to 315 code for a protein of 104 amino acids. The record is from RefSeq and is a predicted model, not a curated record. The transcript has a single exon. NCBI's taxonomy places the organism in Eukaryota, Fungi, Ascomycota, Leotiomycetes, Helotiales, Hyaloscyphaceae.
AUGUCUUCUUCUUACCAAUACUCUCGGCUGGAAAGUCCGGAGCACGUACGUUUGAUUCAUGUCAGCCCUGGCACUAUGGGCACCACUAUAACCUGCGAAAUUCAUCGCGCCUGUUUACCCGAUUCUCCCGUUUACGAGGCAUUGUUAUAUAUUUGGGACCUCGACGAAAGGGCAGGACAGCCUGCUGAAUAUUAUUGCAUAUUAUGUGGCGAGUUCCAGACUCCCAUUCCCCCGAACCUGUUUUCAACCUUACAACAUCUCCGGAAAGAUGCUGAAGACCUUGUUCCCUGUGUUGAUGCCGUGUGCAUAAAUUAAGAGUAUACCAAGA